GAUGUAACAAAAACUGCUUCGGAUAUGAUCGAAUUUUCAAAAUCGAACAAUUCAUACAAGGGAAGAUCUAAAAAAAAAAGACAUCUUACAUAGGGUGAACAAUCAUUAGCUGAAACAGUUCGUCGAAGUUUUAUAAAAUCAUGCAAUUAUAGGCGCUUUCAAUUACAUAUGCAACCACGAGUCGCUUGACACUGUUGUCAUCAGUGGCGGAGGGAGGUAAGGAGGAGAGGGGUCCUAGGAUCCCAUUUGGCAAACAAUUGGGCAACAAAACCCUUUAAAUACAUAGGUUUUAGUACGAUAAUUCAAGUUUAGGACCCCAUUCUCUCAACAAUGUUAGCUCACUAGUCACCAAGGACCUCGAUUAACUCUAAAUUCAUUCGAUACAUAAACAUUAGUGUUAAUAAAUUUUAAAGGACCCCAGUACACUCAAUGUCUGACUACGCCACUGGCUGGUUGUCAUUACUAAGAAAGUAAGAAUUCAUAUUCAAUUACCGACAGGUAACGAAUUUUAGGUGAUUACCUCAAUCAUUUAUCCAAAGAUCUGAGCUGAUUGUUAUUAGGGCCUAAGAUCACGAUUAACAAAAAGACUGUGUUCCAUAUACCUUUUAGUCUCAAGACUCUCAGCAGCCAUUAGAGACCACGAGGCAUGACAGACUGCCGCGUGGCAGACCGAUCAGCAUUCCACCAGAAACCGUCCAAAAUCUUUUUGACAAGUCAUAUAUAAAACCAAAUUUGAGCUUCCCAAUGACCAAUCCUCCAUUUCGAUUUUGCUCCUUCCACCCUCCAGAUCGGCGGCCCGUAAGAGCAAGACCGAAUUUCCGAUAGCCAAUUCGUUCGCUUCAUCGCUUACUUCCACAAAAAUGGCGACUCAAACUCAAACACUCACCGGACUUCUGAAGCGCGUCGCCCACGAGUUCCCCGACCGCCGCGCCCUCUCCGUUUCCGGCAAACUCGAUCUCACCCACGCUCGCCUCGAUGAACUCGUGGAACGCGCCGCCUCUCGCCUCGCCUCCGCCGGCAUCAAGCCCGGCGACGUGGUCGCGCUCACUUUCCCCAACACCGUCGAGUUCGUUGUGAUGUUUCUGGCCGUGAUUCGAGCCAGAGCAACAGCGGCGCCGCUCAACGCAGCCUACACAGUGGAGGAAUUCGAGUUCUACCUAUCGGACUCGGAAUCCAAGCUAUUGCUCACUUCUCGCGACGGAAACGCGGCGGCGGAAUUCGCCGCUUCGAAGCUCCAAAUCCGCCACGCCACCGCCGCUCUCUCUGCCGAAGAUUCCGAGCUCGUGCUCUCUCUUCCUCUUCCAUCCGAGUCAGGAGCCAACUCGCUGGACCAGCUGCCAGUGAACGAGCCCGCCGACGGGGCGCUCUUCCUUCACACCUCCGGAACCACCAGCAGGCCCAAGGGCGUGCCAUUGACUCAGCUCAAUUUAGCCUCUUCCGUCCAGAACAUCAAAUCUGUCUACAAGCUCACAGAAUCCGACUCGACGGUGAUUGUCCUGCCCUUGUUCCACGUCCACGGCUUGCUAGCUGGGUUACUAAGUUCAUUAGCAGCCGGAGCUGCAGUCACUCUUCCGGCCGCCGGUCGAUUCUCGGCUUCAACAUUCUGGCAAGACAUGGUCAAGUACAAUGCCACUUGGUACACCGCAGUUCCCACCAUCCACCAGAUCAUACUUGACCGCCAUAGUAGUACCCCAGAACCAGUUUACCCCAAGCUUCGGUUCAUUCGAAGCUGCAGCGCCUCCCUCGCCCCAUCGAUCUUGGCUCGGCUCGAGGAGGCGUUUGGGGCGCCGGUUCUCGAGGCGUAUGCAAUGACUGAGGCAACACAUUUGAUGUCGUCAAACCCUUUGCCGGAGGAGGGUCCGCACAAGCCCGGAUCGGUUGGGAAACCGGUGGGACAGGAGAUGGCGAUCCUGAGUGAAGAUGGUGAAAUUCAAGGUCCUAAUUCGAAUGGCGAGGUCUGUAUCAGGGGUCCUAAUGUGACCAAGGGUUACAAGAACAAUCCUGAGGCUAACAAGAGCGGGUUUCUGUUCGGGUGGUUCCAUACGGGAGAUCUCGGUUACUUCGAUUCAGAUGGGUAUUUGCAUCUUGUCGGGAGGAUUAAGGAGCUUGUCAACCGUGGAGGAGAGAAGAUAUCUCCGAUCGAAGUCGACUCGGUUCUUCUAUCUCAUCCAGACAUCGCUCAAGCAGUCUGUUUUGCUGUCCCUGAUGAAAAGUACGGCGAAGAGAUCAACUGCGCAAUCAUCCCAAGAGAAGGGUCGAAGAUCGACGAGGCAGAAGUGCAGAGCUUCUGCAAGAAAAACCUGGCUGCUUUCAAGGUCCCCAAGAAGGUGUUCAUCACCAACGACGUCCCCAAGACCGCCAGCGGCAAGAUCCAACGGAGAAUCGUCGCCGAGCAUUUCCUCUCCUCUUAAAAUCAGCCCCCCAAGUAUGGUGAUGUGUACCAACUAUGUAAUGAAAUGGGAACUUAUCAAUGCUACAUCUUGGACUUAAGAACGUUAUAUCAUUGUCCAAAUCACAUAUAUAAUUGUAUACGAUUCUGCGAGAGAGGGAGGGAAUGGGGCUUACACAAUCAACCACUUGAAACCCAGGGAAAGAAAAUCACAACUUGAAACUUUACACGAGAAAAACAAAGGUUGAUGGUUUCC
Molecule: messenger RNA, 2645 nt
Organism: Linum trigynum
Lineage: Eukaryota; Viridiplantae; Streptophyta; Magnoliopsida; Malpighiales; Linaceae
Source: the annotation of a GenBank genome assembly